UUACAGAAUGGAUUCGUAAAGUGCCAUCAGGAAAGUUGUCCGCCUAUUGAUGAUUGUUAUUUAUUGGAAAAGAAAACCUCUGAUACGUGUUGCAAUAAAUGCAAAGGUUGCAUUUUUCGUGGCAUCCCCUAUGCCAGUGGCUCGGAAUGGACGGACCCCGAAGACCCGUGUAAAUCAUACAAAUGCGUUGGCAGUGUUGUUACCGAAACAAUAAUGAAAUGCUAUACGCAGUGUGAUGACAUGCAAUUGACAAAACCAAAACCGGGAGAAUGUUGUCCAACAUGUCAAGGUUGCAAGAUCAAUGGACAAAUAGUUUUGGAAGGCCAAGAGGUUGUCGCCUCAAUCGAUGAUCGUUGUUUGGUGUGUCAAUGUACGGGUAAUCAAUUAACGUGCGCCAAAAAAACAUGUCCUGUUUUACAAUGUCCCAUUUCGAAACAGAAACUACUACCCAACGAAUGCUGUCCACGUUGUAUGGAACAAAGAGAAUUUAUGCCACUACCAGGAAAAUGCAUUUUUAAUCACAAAAUUUUCAAUGACAAAAUCCAAUUUAUGCCCGAUCGCUGCACGAAUUGUACUUGCACCAAUGGCACUAGUAUAUGUGAGCGUAAAACCUGCCCUAUACUGGAAUGCUCGCCAGAGUAUCAAGAAAUGGAUGGUUGCUGUCCACGCUGUAUAAUAUCCGAGGUACGCAGUGAAUGCAUUUCGAAUGGUAUUAGUUAUCAAAAUAAUGAAACCUGGAAUUUGGGACCGUGUCGUUCGUGUCGUUGUACAGCGGGUAAUAUACGCUGUUCGGAGAUGCGUUGUCCGGCCAUAAAGUGUCGUUCGAAUGAGGAGUUAAAGGUAUUGCCGGGUGAAUGUUGUCCCAAGUGUAUAGAGACCGCUGGCACUUGUACCGUUUUCGGUGAUCCUCAUUUCAAAACGUUUGAUGGUAAAUUUUAUAGUUUCCAAGGUUCCUGUAAAUAUCUGCUAGCUUCCGAUUGUCGUGAUCAUACGUUUUCGAUACGUUUGACUAAUGAUGGACGUGGUACGAAUACCUCGUCUUGGACUAAAACGGUUACUUUGAAAAUGCGUGGUAUACGAGUAAAUUUGGGCCAAAAGAUGAGAGUUAAGGUAAAUGGUAGUCGAGUGGUUUUGCCCUAUAGCCAGGGAGCCAUUACUAGCAUAGAACGUUUAAAGGAGAGCAUAAUAUUGAAAACAGAGCUGGGCUUGAGUAUAGAAUGGGAUGGCAAUAAUUAUUUGCAAAUCAUGGCCCCCUCUUCCUAUAAACGUAGACUAUGUGGCUUGUGUGGCAAUUAUAAUGGUUUGGCCCGUGAUGAUCUCACCAGUCGUGAUGGUGUUAAUCACACUGAGGUAUGGCGUUUUGCCAAUUCCUGGAAAGUUGGCGGUCCCAAGGCCUGUUCACGUAAAAAAGAGAACAUAGCUGUACAACCCAUCUGCAAACAGAGAAAAACCAAUGCCUUGUGUCGACCCCUGCGCAUAGCCGAAGUAUUUGGCAAUUGUAAUGAUCGUUUAAAUCCCAACAACUAUAUCGAUUCCUGUAAAAUGGAUGUUUGCGAGUGUCCGGAUGGCAUGUGUCAUUGCGAUAGUUUUGCCGCCUAUGCCCGCGAAUGCCAACGUUUGGGUGUCACUUUACCUGAUUGGCGUUCUUCUACCAUGUGUCCGUAUGGUAUGUGGAAAAGAGAUUUUAAUACCACACUUUAUCUCCUGCAGGAUAAUCCCUACUAUGGUGACUUGAGUUUUCUACGCAAACCCCUGGCUAACCAGAGAGGUGCGCGUAAGCACAAGAAAGCUCAACAUAAUUACAAUGAAAUCCAAAGGAAUUUCAUUGACAAACAUGUACCGAAAGUUCUAUUAACAUCGAAGACUCCAGAGCGUACACCACUACCAUUGCAUUGAGCGGCAAAGCGAGAGAGAGAUACGCAGAUAAACUAGGUGUAAGCGUUUUCCGUUGGGAAAGAAGAGAAAAAAAGCGUUACGGUUUUGUUAACUAUACUCUAUUGUAAUAAUUUAAAAUUUAAAAGAAAAUAGCUAUAGAUCAAAUUUUAUAACAAUUUUCUCUUGCUAUUAUUAAGGAGCAAAGAAAUGGCUUUAAUUUAAUACUCUUAAGUUCUCUCAAUGCUGCUAAACAAAGAAGACUCUCUUUCGUUUGUUAAUAGCGCUCUGGUGUGAUUAAAAGAAAACUUAUUAAAAAUCCAGAGAGCCUCUUUUUAAAACUAUAAAGCAGAGGUAGGCAAAGACUUCUCAAAAUGUAUGUUUAUGACUAUCGCUGCUUUAAAGAGAGAGAGAGAGAGUGUAUACGUGUUUCGAAUAACAAACAUUCUACUUCAUUAAGAGAUGAAAUUUGAUGAAACAGCGAUAGACAAAAAAGUUCUCAUAAAAGCUCUCUUGCAGUCAGAGAGCAAAUUUGCUUUACUCUCUGCCUAUCAUUGCUUUAAAAUGUUAAAAAUUGCAAAGUCAUUACUUUCUCCUUAAAUAUUAAAACCCCAAAAAAGAGAAAUAUUUAUUUUUUUUAUUGUAAUAACCCGAUUAUUAAGAGCAUAUUGCUUUUGUUGUAUAUUUCUUUUUUAUAUAAUUUUAUUUUAAUUUUUUUGUUUAGCUUUUAAUUAUUUAGGUUUUUUUGUAGAAAAUAUUUUGUUUUCUUUUGUAUACAUAUUUUUCCUGAAAUGGCUCUUAUUUCAUAAACAACAUUCUAAAUGUGAUUCUAGCUUUAAAAAAAGAACUUAAAAAAAGCUUUUUGUAACAAAAGCUUAUUUAAAAGCUUUUUUCAAAGGGAUCUUAAGCUAAUAUCUAAUUAAAAAAACUUAUUCAUUGUUUUCAACUGCUCUCUUCCAUGAUCUUUACUAAACUAUCUUAACUCGGCUACUCUUCACCACCAUUCGAUCAUUAUUAACACAAAGCUUUUGUAAAGCUUUGCACACUAUUCCUAAAAUAAGAGCCAUUCAAUUUCAUUGAAUAAAUUUAAAUUAUUUCUAAAUUUGAAAAAAAUUUCGUAAUAAAAGAAAUUAAACCUAAAAUAGAUCUCAAUUAUAUUAAAAAUAUUAUUUUUAUUAUUAUUUUUUUUUUUUAAUUUUAAUUAUAUUUUAGUUAUUGCAUUAGUUUCUAAUUAUAAACAAAACGCAUGCAAAAACAACCAUUCAUUAAACAUUUCCAUUUACAUAUACAUAGAACAAUUUAAAUAGAAAUAUUUCCACAAAAUUAAAGAUCAAAAUUAUAGGCAAUUUAAAAGAGCUUUUAUAUGAAUAUGAAAAAAGCUUUCAAUAGAUUCGUUUAAGAAAAGUCGACUAGUAAGUUUAAAAAUUUAAAAGCUUUUUAAUAGAGUAACCCAAUAUAAACUAUGCUUUGUAAAGCAGAUAUUCGCAGUUUAAAAGCCUUAAAAUGCAGCUAAAUUAACUUAAGAUAAGCUAGAGAAAGUAAGAAAGCUUUGUUGGUUAAAUAUUUAAAAACUUCAUCCUAAUCAAAUGUUUUGCAAAACAGAUUAUUGCAGUUUAAAAGCUAUAAAAUCAAGCUGAAUUAAGUUAGAAAGAUUUUCGUUUAAAAGCUUUUUAAGUUAAAUCUUUAGAUACUUACUCUUAAUAAAAUGUUUAAAAAUCAUAUCUUAAUAAGCUUUUAUUAAAUAGUUCUAUAAUAUUUGCGAGCUUUAAAAAAAAAUUAUUUAAUUAAGAUAAAGCUCUGAACAAAAUAACGGAUCUUUCCGCAGUUUAAAAGCUCUUAAAUCAAGCUUAAAACAAUUCAAUAUAAACUUUACAAUGUACAAUCGAUUUUUGCAUUUUAUUAAAAGCUUUCAUACUAAGACAAAUUAGCUGAAUAUAAACUAAAGAAAGUACAGAUUAAAAGCUUUCUUUUUAAAGUUCAAUAUUUAUGAGAUUUUUUAUAAAAAUUUGAUUUAAAUUGAGAUUAAACUCUGCACAAAUGAAAAAAGCUUUAAAAUAAAGUUACGUUAAAUCAAGAUAGUUUCAAAGUUUAAAAGCUUUCAGAGACAAAACUUCCCAAUCACUUCUUUCUGAAUAGUUCUUAAUAGGUAUUGCAACGUGCGACCAAGUGUUGUCAUUGUGGAAUACUACUCUUUCAUAUCUGACCCUUUUUCGGUCAAUGUUCCCUUCAAACGGAUCAGUUGCAUUCGGUAUAGGUUGCCUGUGAUGGUGUGGUCAGAUUUCAGCAUCUCUUAAUAGUUAGGAACCUUUUAGUCCCAUCAAAAGAAUUGCUCAUCUUUAGAGGGCAAGAAGGAAUCAAACCAAUUUCAGUGUAUCCUGUUCUGAAGUGAAACGUCGGUCUGCAUAGAACGAAACAAAUAAUAGUUUGACUUGGAGAAGUUUGGACUUCAAGGCGCGUGAGACAAAACUUCAUAAUCACUUCUUUCUGAAUAGUUCUUAAUAGGUAUUGCAACAUGUGACCAACAUUGUGGAAUAUUACACUUUUAUGUCUGGCCAUUUUUCGGUCAUUAAUCGCUUUAAACGGAUCGGUUCAGGUUCCCUGUGAUGGUCUGUUCAGAUUACAACAACUCCUAAUAUAUAGGAACCUUUUAGCCCCACUAAAUACAACGUAUUGCCCUAGAGCAAUGGACAUUUAGCUUUGUUGACGAUUCGGCUUGUUAGUCGGGUUUCACAUACUAUUUCUUACGUUUAUUCGGCUUAUUGUUCGGACAAGCAAACUUGUUUAACAAGGUCUCUCGGUUUCAAUUCGUAUAGAACCCAAUGUUUCUGUUGUGAUAUGAAUCUUUCUGCUCCCAAUAGUUUUGAAAUUGCUGCUUCAGUAGAGCUCGUGUUUCAUAAUUUUAAUGCCUUCAAUUCUUGGUCUGCAAAGCCUAGGCGAUCUAUGUAUUCAGAAUCUACUUUUCAGAAAUAUCUCUAGCUUAUUAAAACCGCUGAAACAUAUUCAUCAAAAAGUUCGGUAAGCAAUCCGAUGGCUUUUGCGGCAAAGUUCCCUUCACAUGACUUUGUUUCUUGAACCAGGUCCAUUUCUUCAAUUGUUUAAAAAGGCAUUUUAUUAUAUUUAUAUAUCCCAAUCCACUUUUCUUAUUGAAUAACUAGACAAAACCGAUCAAAAGAGGUGUUAAUCACAUUGAAGGAUCAUAAACGACUCGAAAAUGUUUAAAAAUAUUGAUUGUGUUAAGACUGUGUUAAAUCAAGGUUUAGAACAUUUGUAACCCUUAAGCCUAUAAUUUUGACCUUUAAUUUAGUUUAAUAAUUUAGCUAAAAUUACUUAAAAAAAAAAAAAAACCACAAGACUCGAUAUAAACUAAUAAUAAAGCGAUAAUAAUUUAAAAAACUAUUAAA
Lucilia sericata (common green bottle fly) is the source of this 5273-nucleotide messenger RNA. RefSeq names its product BMP-binding endothelial regulator protein-like. Gene Ontology annotation, molecular function: protein binding. NCBI's taxonomy places the organism in Eukaryota, Metazoa, Arthropoda, Insecta, Diptera, Calliphoridae. The record is from RefSeq and is a predicted model, not a curated record.